Messenger RNA from Microstroma glucosiphilum, 940 nucleotides. Its product is annotated as RNA polymerase. Bases 92 to 550 code for a protein of 152 amino acids. The record is from RefSeq and is a predicted model, not a curated record. The transcript is spliced from 3 exons. Gene Ontology annotation, cellular component: RNA polymerase II, core complex; RNA polymerase III complex; RNA polymerase I complex. Gene Ontology annotation, molecular function: DNA-directed RNA polymerase activity. Gene Ontology annotation, biological process: DNA-templated transcription. Lineage: Eukaryota; Fungi; Basidiomycota; Exobasidiomycetes; Microstromatales; Microstromataceae.
UCACCCUUUCGUUCUGCCUCUGUGGUCUGCAUUCUGCCAUACUUCCCUCGUACCCUCUUUCCCCGUUCACUGUACUUCUCUAGUUGCAGUCAUGUCGGAGACUGUCCUCUUCGAUGCUCAGUUCCAGGUCAAGGCGAUUGACCCUGAUGGAAAGAAGUUCGACCGAGUCUCACGAAUUGUAGCCUCCUCCACAACGCUGGAGAUGGACCUCUCGUUGGACGUAGCAACGGACAUCUAUCCCAUCUCCCCCUCGCAAUCCUUUUCCUUCCAGCUCGUAUCUACACUCCACCCCGCUGGGUCGGGCAAUGCGAAUGGUACAGAUGGAGCCGGUGCAGCUAGCAAAGAGGUCUGGCGGCAAGGGGCUGGAGGUAUUGCAGAAGAUUGGGACUAUGUUAUGUACGGAAAGAUCUACAAGUACGAUGAGGGCGCCUCGUCAGACUCCGUGACAGUGUACGGCUCGUUUGGCGGACUUCUCAUGGCUCUCACUGGCAGCUACAGGCAUUUCAGCAACGUCACCGUGGGAAGCAACGUCUACCUCCUUGUGAGGUAAUGGAAGCAAUGGAGAAAAGAAUGGGUCAUUCUGGAGGGUAAGGGGGCCAAGUGUGGCCACUGUAUAGUAUCGUAAUUCAAAGGCCUCCUCAGAUAGAGACUCUCAAACACGCUUAUCGCUCUUCGAAAUAACCAAAGACGUAGGCAGAGUAUCGUGGGUGAUUGAUGGUAGCAGGUCCGUGUGCGCUGUUCGUGUACUUCGACGGGUCUACGCAUAUGCCGCUGGAUCGGUAGGCCAGCCCGCAACAUACCCCCGCUGGGGACGAUUGCCACCUCUUUCUUCCCUUUCCGCCGCCUGUGAGUUGCCUACUUUGACCGCCACCUUAACCACAUCAUCUCCCUUGAUCAUGACCAUGCCCACAAACCUCGAGCUCUCCGACCCUCCGUCCUC